Giardia duodenalis is the source of this 10254-nucleotide messenger RNA. RefSeq lists its product as uncharacterized. The transcript has a single exon. Lineage: Eukaryota; Fornicata; Diplomonadida; Hexamitidae. The record is from RefSeq and is a predicted model, not a curated record. Gene Ontology annotation, cellular component: P-body; CCR4-NOT core complex. Bases 1 to 10254 code for a protein of 3417 amino acids. Gene Ontology annotation, molecular function: molecular adaptor activity. Gene Ontology annotation, biological process: nuclear-transcribed mRNA catabolic process, deadenylation-dependent decay.
AUGCAACUCAAUCAGUCUUUCUACUUCUCCAUGGAGUCGCUAUUCAAAGACUUAACCGACGUGCCGGGUGCAGUUGAGCGUUUCAAAACCAUAUAUGAAAACACAAAGCUAGAAGGCUAUAGCUACUUUGUAAUAGCUGGUCUUUCACUGCUACUCAACUUGCCCCAGGUUCAUCCCGAUUAUCCCGCAUUACAACUCUUUUUUGAAGUCUCCCGUUUCGUCUUGGAGACCAUGGAAGCAUUACAACAGUACGUUCGUACAAUCCAUUACUUUAUAAGCAAUUCCUUUAUAAGUAAUUCCUCUGCUCCAGGGACUGUGGCUCAGCGCAUAUUGGACCUAACUCGUUUAGAUACUCAAGUCCCAAAUAUAGGCGUCAUCACCGAAUAUUUGAUGAUGGUAAUCUCCAUUCCUGACUUCCGCUCUCAGACCUCGUCCGAGCAGGCCCACGCAGCUAUUACCAGCUUACGCUCCCAGGGAGAGGUGCUGGCCUAUUUGUUCUAUGUUGUGUACUGUCAUAGGGAUUCAUAUUCUAUUCAAUGCGGAGAGCUUUUGAAGAGCUAUAUGAGCCGUGGAAUGCAGCCGUCGCCUUACUUGAAUAAUCUUCUGACGCAUGCCAUUAAUUACUACGUUGGACCAAACUACCAGAUUCAGCAGGGGAUGGCUAUUUCACCGGCUUAUUCUCAGUCAAGUCCGAUGGGAAUGCAGCAGCGCCAGCUCCAGUGUACUCCACAAUUCAGCAACGCCUUGUAUAACAAGGAUAUUGCCAUCAUCGUGCUCAAUGUGGGACCAAUUUCUAUCAAUGAUCGUCACUUCCUUCAAUAUGUAUUAAACAUUUGUCAGCCAAUUACGACAGUGAAGCUCGUACAUCUUAUUAUGGCUUUAUCCUCUGUUGCUGGUGAUCCUUGCAAGUACAUCAAUCAGUUGAAUAUGGCGUACUUCAUCCAGACCUAUCUUUCAUCUGUGAAGAUGGACCAGGCAUACAAAGAGUCACUGCUUAAGCAGCAAUACAGCCAGUAUCAUAUCAAUGCCAUCUUUUCUGUUCUCAGAAACGGCAAGGUGGAUGUUCAGUGGAAAGACAUUCUAAGUAUUUUAGAGCAACAAGUCACGACAAUAGAUACGUAUCUUGCACAGACCAUUAUCACCGCCUAUAUUGGCUAUUAUAUCGAUAGCAAUCCGAACAUAUGUCUUUGUGCAAGUUGUGCGAGUACAUUCGGCUCUCCUUCUUGUGGUAACAAUGCUUCUAACAACGUCUACAUUCCCCCGCGAGCACGCCAAGCAAUUGAUAAGCCUUCUUACUCUCCGGUUUUCGGCCUAUUUGACUAUGUCUUUCGAGAUACCGAUCGCGGUGCAAACUACCUAUACUAUUUUGAAGCCAAUUUCUUCAUAGGUUCAAUUAUCUACUUCAACCAGUUGGUUAGAGUGUUCAAUAAGAUGCUUCUUACCGACGUGAUCCCAUAUUUGAAGGAAGGAAAGGAACUCCCGCCUCAGUUUGAGCAACAGUAUAUCCCUUAUUGCAAGGUAUUCUUUAUUUUUUCGCAGAUUUGCUCGCCUAGGGUUACCAUCGAAAAGGGGAACAUUCAUCUUGUCAAGGGAUUUCCCAUUCUAGCUGCUAUGGAUAUGCUUUACUACGCAUUCAAGCCACAGAGCAACUUAUUUCAUCCUUGUCUAUCUCAGAAAAGCGGCGGGAUAUUUACACCAGACCUUCUAGAGUAUAUCUAUGAUGUCUUUAACCCGAUCAACUUAACUUACCCUGGCAAUCCGCACCUUACUCCGGCAUCUUCUCAAUCCUAUAAUUCGCGCGCGUCGAGACCAGAAUCGUGGAUCUGGUCUUCUCCCAAUUUGGUUAAAUCAAUCUUCCGGAUUUAUCCACUGGUUGCGCCUCAGGUGAGAACCGUUUUUAACGACAUUUUGGGUCUCAAUGGCAAUCGAUCUCAGUAUGGUCCAGAUCCAAUUUCCCGCUGUCCAGAUCAGUUGCUUGUUACACUCACUUUUGCUGACAUGGAUAUGUUGCCUGUUCUACAAGAUUCUGACCGGCAACAACAGCAGGUCAAGAAGCCUAUUGCCCCCCUAUACCUUCUCGCCAAACCACACGAACUAAUCACAAAAGCGAUGCUUCGCGUUUGUACCACAUUCCUCUUACAAAAGUAUCUCUUCAAGGCAACAAAGCAGCAGACAAAUCAAGGGUAUAUCGACGCCAUCGUUGCAACAAACCCAGACAUAGUUCUUUUUGCCUGCGAAGUUUUUUGGAGACGGAACCCAAAUAAUAUGGGGAAGGUUAUUGAUGUUAUUCAAGAGCUGCGUCUCAUUGAGCCAAUUGUACGCACCUGGCGGUCGUUUGAAUUUGUCUGCGAUGCUGCAGCAUUUGCUUCCGGGCGCGAGUUUCUCAAUCCAGCCCUUUUCAUAAUUAAUGCAAUGCAGACGUACGGGCGCACGUUCGCUGAAGAGUUCUUAAUUUUCAUUCUGAAGAAAUCCUUGCGGACGCUACGGAACAUUGAUGGAAAGACUAUGCGUGAAAUGUGCUUGCUCCUUACUGAAGAGGAUGUCAAACUUUGUAGCAUGGUGCUGCUUCCCUACGCCGGGGAUCAGUCUAGAUGCAGGCAGAACAUUACUGAUGCCACCAUAAGUUGGAAUGGCAAUUUAUUGGAAAUCUUGGACAUCUUAGCCAAGAAAGAGUACAGUGACCAGGCUGCAAAGCUCCGUUUAAUGGGUUUGUUAACUGAACCGCUAGUGAUCACUGCGCAAGGUAAUAGCCUGCAGACUUAUCAUGACAUGAACUUCUUGGACAUAGCGCUUACUGCCGUGUUGCCUACGGCGUACAAUCAAUACAAACUUAGAGCUGAGCAGUAUAUGCUAUCGUCUUCUCCAAUAACAGAGUCUAUGCAGCUUGUUUUCUUCAAAUUUUCCUAUGCAUACAGAACAUAUUUCAAACUAGCUUUUCCCGAAGACACUUAUUUGGAAUCUUUGUUCAGGCUAGUUGAAAAGGUCAUUAAACAUUGCCUUCCCGAAGCAGAGAUUAUAGAGAAAAGCCCCAUGGGCGUUUUCUUCGAUGUCUCCACCACCGAGCAGAACAUUUGGAACGAAGCUACUACCACCCUCCAGAAGUAUCUACAAGGACGGCUAAGCUCUGACGAGAUGGUAACGAUGGCUGCUACUAGGCAGAAAAACUCCUGUUCCACAUUGGCCUAUCAGAUGUCGUAUUGUACGCUUAUGCACACGAUUAUUGAGCUACUCGAUACGCCGGUACGAUGUGCGGAACUUCUCGGCAUAGGUGAACAUGAUGCCAUGCUAGCUACAAACGCUAGUCGGGACGAGCUGGGUGUUAUGCAGGAAACUCCCCUUCUUCGGGCAGAAUUAUCUCUGGCAGCGCUCGGUGGUCUGCUGAUGGGCUCUGGGGUCCUGUCUGAUGUCUUUGUUCCGCGCUUGUGCACACUGUUACUCAAGCAUCUUAACUCCACCGUCCCCUUUUUUAAUGAAGUAGGCAUGGAACUGUUAUGCUGCUUCUACAAAGAGGUUGAUGCGGUGGAAAAGGACUCUGUGCGUUCGCCAAAACGAUGGACAGCUACCUUUUCACAUAUUUAUAACACUAGGUAUUUCACCGAAUUGUCUGCAAAGAGAUAUGUACCGCUUUCGGCCGAAAAGCAGAAGUAUUGCGAGAAGAUAGAAUCCGAGCGCUUUGGUAUAAUUGAGGAGACCCCCAUUGACGUGAUCAUCGAUCGGCUCUUCGGUGAUAAAAAGGCUGCGGAUUAUGAUCUGACCAAAGUGUACCAGACAUUCAUGUCUGGAACAUCUCUCAAUGCACCGACCACACAGGGUCAUGCUCCUCAGGUGCUUUAUUCUUCUGCUUCCCAAAAUCUAUCCAUUCAUAGGGAGCAGGACAAAUCUGUGCCGCAUCUGCCCGCACAGAACUGCUUUGCAGGCUUACUUUCGCGAUACAGGCACCGUAUCUCCCCCACCUUGGUUAAAGCCAUGGACGACAUCUCAGCCAUGUCUGUAGUUGUUGCAAAGCAAAAGUACGCCCAGUUUGUCACAAGCUUGUUGGGGGUUCUGUCAAACGGCUCACAGACUUCUCUGGGAGAGCUCGUUGCGCGUCUUCGGGAGGACGUGGUAUUUCAGCAGAUUCUGUCCUAUUAUCUUGUGUCCACCUCUUUGUCCUCUAAUGAUGGAAGCGCCGUUGGCGUCAGCUAUCGUUCAGGAUCCUUUUCUGCUCAGGCAUCUCUUUCGACUGUCUCUCUAAUCACUGAUAUAAAUCUAUAUCUAAGGAAUGACGCACUCAUAGACAAUCUCGCUAAUGUAGCCAUUUUAUCCAGUCGGUUAGUCGAUUUGUAUGAAGCCUCUUCUGUGAAACAGAGAGUCAGCCUCAAGACAAUGCUUUUCCACUAUUCGUUGGUUAUGUUGUGGGAUCUGGUUGACUCCAUAUUGGAAGCGGAUGAAUCGGGUAUUCAUAGUGAAAGCUUGGGUAGAAACGUCGGCACUUUAGCACCUGUUGAGAGGCAGCAUGCACACGUGGCACUAUUGGCCAAGCGAUAUAAGAGAGCAAUAACCUUGGGGCACUGGCUGGGAUUUCUUGUGUUUGGAGCAAGAUAUGCUCCUCUAAAGCAAGACAUUAACUUUCUAGAGCUCAUAGAUAUUAGCGCCCAUAGAGGGACCUUUAUUCUUCUGGUGGUUUUCUUCCGUAGCUUCCUCCGCCACUCUCUCGAUUCCCCCGGUCUCCCAGCGACCUCUGGGCUUGUGAUCAUGAUAAUCUCAAAGCUCUAUGACACACUAUGUAAUAUUAACCGGUUGACAAUCAGGUAUCCUGUCUAUCAACUCGAGAUUGCUACGGCUUUAAUUGGAGAUUUCCAGGAGGAGGCGUACACGUGCCUUGAACACACUAAGUUGUAUCAGCACAACAUCACACACAAUUCGUCUCUUCAAGGCCUGUUUUCUUCUUCUGAACUCAUCUGUACCUCUCAUGUCAACGGUGACAGGACAGAAUUGGCUCUCAAGCCUCCUCCGUUCAAGUAUAUUGACCCCGCUGCAAAGACGCGCCAGGCAAGCAGCAUCAAUGGCUUGAACAUGCUACGCUUAGAAAGGUCCUUUAACCCUCUAUCUGAUACUCCCUGUCAAGCAUAUUGCAUUCCUCCACACAUCUUUCGAUCAGAAAUGCGGCUUGGCGUUCUUUGCGAGAUACAGCGUAAUGAAGAUCCUCAGCAGACGCCUUUUCCUCUCAUCCUCUCUUUCCUAACUGCAAAUCCGUCUCUUUACGCCUUUUUUGAGCGUGCUGUUCAGAUUAUUUGCAACAUGCCCGAGCUGGUUGAGGGAAAGAGACGUGCAUGUUUCCAUGCUCGUAACUUAGUAUAUACAUUGCUCCAGGAGUCGUCCCUUUCUAUAUGCUCACGUGGGUCGUCAACGCCAUCUAUGGCAUCUAUCAAGUCGCAGACAGGGCCUUCCUCUUCUUCUGGAAAGUCCUCUCAUCUUCCGACGGUAGCGUCCAAUAUUUCGCUAAAGAAUGCUAGCUCAGAUGAGACAAACCCCAAUUUUGCAUACGUAGCAACAACUUAUAUAGCGACCUCUCUCUUUCGAGCGUCUGCAUAUACAAUUAUUUGCUCAAAGAUCCGACUUCUGCUGCAUAAAUCCUUCUAUUGGGUGCCUACAGCAAGAGAGGAAGAUUUGCGCUUACAAAGGCUACUCGAAGACACAAUUAUAGAGGGACUGAUCCGUCUCGCCGCAGAGUAUGCGCUGAGUCUCUUGCACAAGCAGAUUAGGGAUUUUAGCGAGGUCAUUCUAACAUCUAAGAAAGAUCGCCAAAUGAAGUUUACGAAUGCAUGCAACACCUCAACUCAGAAUCAAGAGGACUCCGAGUACAGUGAGCUAUCUUACCAACAAGGAGAUACAUUCUCAUUGCAAUUUCUUGCCCCGCGCGCUGACACCGCCUUUACGACAAAUAGCACACCUCUUUGCUGUGAAUCAACUCAGAAAUUCUCAACGACCUCAGUAGUCAGUACCGUUAACAAACCGGCCCUGUCCUCAGAUCUAUUGAGAAACUUAUGCAGCAUGUAUGAGCAAUUGGAUAGCUGUCAUAGACUGAAGGGUGAUAUGACGAUUUUACGUGACUUAGCCCCUUCUAUGGGCCACAGAGUCACCACCCUGUAUCCUUACGUUAUUAAGGGGGAUUCUGUCAUGUUCUCCGUUCCAUACUCCUACUUUCAGUUGUAUCCUGUUGAAGCCCCUUCUUUAAUGAGGGGGGUGUUCAGCCACAAGGAUAUAGAGCUUAUUCUUUCAGUUGUCUUCGGAUAUAAAAUUAAUGUACUAUCGAGCAAACCCAUAUCUUUGAGCUCUCCUGAUUCUGCCAAACCAGAUGCUCAUCAAAUGCUUCACUUGCAGGUAGUGGCAAACAGUUUGGCUGCGAAAAUGAGCACCCACUUUUCCUCACUCAAGUGGACCGACUCUCGCGUGAUCAAUGGGAUUUUGCUCAGUACGUAUUCACAGGCAGCUUCUAUGUUUACGGCUAUAAAUGACCAGGUUCCAUUACUGCCACAUUUGGAAGGGGGCUCGCGGAGUACCUCGGGCUUUACUAAAACAGAUAUGCAACUCAGUAUGUACAGCAGCCUGCUUGUGCUCGGGCAAUCCAUUUCACAAAGCAUGGAGAAUAUGCCAUUGGACGGCUUGCCAGAUAUUUAUUCUCUACAGAUUGAUCAUCCUGUCUUGAUACCCUUACAUAGCAUCCGUGCAGCUGCCAGCCUUUAUGGUCGGAACAUGUCGACGCAGACGAGGGGAGCGUUUGUCUCUUUUAUUCUUUCCUUCGGAGAAUGGGCUAUUUCUCAUGUUAGUCUAGAUACAUCGAUGGGGAUAGCUGAAGGAUCUGGUGACUGGAAGCCUGCCUUCGAUAUUGCCAAUGCCUUUCAAAUGAGUACGGUCAUCUCCUCUAAAUCUGAUCUUCAGUCCUUGGUGUUUAAGGAUAUUAGCUACUCAGAGAUUCUAGACCCUCUCCUGAGUAGCUUUGCAAAGGUGGCCACACCGUCUUUAGAGCAGGUAGCAGGUAAAGGCUAUCGUCCCUUUUUUGACCUACGCUCCUACUAUAGCCAGGUACAGUUUAUCGAUUUAAUUUGCACAAGCACUAAUGAUGCUGCGGCUCGGCUCAGGCGACACUUUUUAGAUAUAGAAAAGCCUCAUUCCGAAGAGCUUCUGAGUCUGAAUUUCUUCAAGCAUAUAUGCACAUAUAAUUUGACGACAGACGUUGCUUCUUAUUCCUUAAAUAGCUCCCUGCCGGUGGGACUAUUUAAGAUCUUAUUGACCGUUGCAUUUGAUUUAGAUAUCCCAGAGCUAUGUCUUAAGCUCCUAACCCUGGUUAAACUCCGCCUAGUAACCACCAUAGCACAUGCGAUGCUUUGGGAGCUGUUUCUCGCUGGUAUCAAUAAGGGGGAACAGUGUAGGACUGUCGAUUCAACCCGGUUUUGGUUUGCAGAUGUGCUAGCUAUCUUUGGCCUAAAUCUAGUUAAGUGUAGAAUAAUUCCAGAGAAGAUUCUUGAUACAACCAUUUCUGGUGCGUUUAAAUACAUAUGUAACUAUCUGAAUAGACACUACGAGAAACGACUCUCAUCUUCUAACAGAGCUUAUUUGGCUAUAAUCCUGACAAAGCUAACCUCGGAAUCUGGAGUGUACUUAGCAACAUGUUGCCACGACCUUGUUUCUGCUAUUUCCAAGAUAGUCUUGGGUCUCUGCUUCACCGGCUCCAUCACCUAUCUACCUUCUUGCUGCAAUGCCUCAAGCCUUCCGAUGAUUUGCCACUUUUUAGCUGAAUCCUACAUCAACACGCUUGAGACCAUCUCCUUGCUCCAAGCACAAGAAGACCAAGCCUUGGGUGUGCUCUCCUGCUCCAAACUACCACCAGCCUUAGAGCGCUUGAUGCGGCUCUUUGACAUGGUAGGUGAUUGUUCCUCAGAAGAGGACGAUUAUCUAAACCUCUAUAGACUAUUGAUAUCGACAGGGUACAAUCCUUUUUCGGCACACGGAUUUUCUAGCAAUCAAUCUGACUUCUUACGGGUGCUUAUCAAAACCCCUUCUUCAGACGGUGCAGAAAAGUGUACUAUUGAAUCACAGGUUCUCGAUCAGUUUUCGCAUCUCGAACAUCUCCACAACGCCAUCCUGGAAGAUAUGGACCUGACCCAACACUCUGCGCCUCUUUCUCUUUCAGUGCUGGCCUAUAAAAUGCUUACGCACCUGAUUACAGUGGUUGUCCCUCAGCUUUCUGACACACUUUCCAAAGAGGACGAGUACAGCCUUAUGAGCCAUUACAUUGCACGCUUCAAUGCGUUGGGAUACUUUAUGGGAGAUACAAUCUCCAGCCUUCUUAUUGAUGCGGUGCUGCACAAGUUGUUGAAGCGCAGCAAGGGAAAUAAGCUGUGCAACAUGGCCAAUGGCCUGGGUGUCUUCAUCUGCUACCUCAUCUACGCCUGCCCAGAGCACAACCUUUCAUGCAGCUACAACAAGUCGGCCGUGCUGGCACAUUUCCUUGAGAGGCUUUUGCGGUUUACUUCCUACUUAACGAGCUUUAAGUAUAAAAACUCUUACAAGCUGCAGGGGCUUAUGAAUUUUAGAAGUCUUGACCUUUUACCAAACAUGACAUUACGGACAGACAGUGGCAAGGCAGAGUCUCAGGAUGUCGUUGUCGACUCUGCCUGCAUUACACUCUAUAGAAUCCUCACAGUUUUGUCGGCUAAUUUAUUUAGUAAGAGCUCGCCUGUAUUCGCUUACAGACACGAUUUUAUCUAUGUAUUGACUCACUACCUUCUUUAUAUAAGUCCCCAACAGAGCAUUUUGUUCAAUAACCUGUUCCUUGCAAUCAUCUCAGAGUCAUCGUUUAUCGAUGCUGCCCUCUCGAUGUCAGAUCUCGAUGCUCUCUCGUACUGCAGCUUUAGCUUAGAGUACGCAAUACAUUAUGCUGCAAGCACCAUACCGUCAACCCUCAACAAUGUCGGCAGUCCAAUAGCUGCGUCCUCAGCGGCAGCAGAGGUGACUAAGGAACUAUGGAAUAUCUGCGCUGACGUGGGGAUAGAGUACCUACCCGGCUCGUCUACAUCAUCCGGACACGCAGAGUUACUGCUAAGCUCAUCGGCACAGCACCACCUUCUACAAAUGAAAUCAGAUCUUUCCGUUAUGAGCCUCAACGCCAUCCCGUUGUCCCUUAACCCUGUGUACAACCAGUUCUUUACUGUCCAAGUGGGGAAUCCAUCAUGGAAGCACUAUCUGCGACUUCUUUGUGAGGCACUUGAGUUUAUUCAAUUGACCCCCCAGAUCCUGCGCCAACUCAAUACCACCGACGUGUACAAUGCAAACAACUGCUUUGUUAAGAGUACACUGCGGUUACUUGAGCUCUUAAGACACGAUUUUCCUUCAUUUAUUAGCUUCUACAAAAUGCACCUUGCCUCUCGGAUUUCGUCCAAUCACAAAGCACUUCGGUGUUUCAUACUCUCUGUGCCAGGCUCACCAUUAACACACUAUCAGAUUGCUAACUCAAUGGAUUUGGAUGUUGUCCGAGAUGUUAAAGAGAUUUGCCUUGCCCCGCCGCUUGCGGGCUUUCACACCGGGCUCGCCACCGUUCGUUCUCCGAGCCAAGUCAUUGCGGAGUUCUCUCACAGUAUCGUGCCGGUAAAGUAUACGAUGCAGCGCCAUGCUCACCCAGCCGCUGCAGCACACGAUUCCUUCGUCAUUCGGUUGCGUGAAACUGGAGCGUUGGCCCAAAUCAAUGAGCUCAGAAAGCUUGCAGCAAAGGGGACUCAGUUUCUGAGGACGGGUAGUGUGAGCGAUCUACAAGAAACUAAGAAUAAGCUAAACAGAGAACAGGCCUCAGCACUUAUAGAAAAGCUGUGUGCGAUCUUUGUAGCUAACGCCGCUGAUCAAUCCGGGAUUAGAGAUAUGGUGUUCAUAUACUCGUUUGUCUUCUAUGCCUGUAGUGAGCUCUUGAGUUGCAUUUUAGCUAGCCAGCGCGCCCUUUCUGCCCCUGGGGAGAUGGUAGUAUUUCAGCUCUUUGAGCGUCUGCUCCAACACCAGAGCGUUAGAGAGUAUCACCUGAAGCACGUUCUUCAUACGCUCCUGAUUCAUCUAGGGGAGCCGAAUCGUAUAUCCUAUAUGUUUGCCUUACUCCUUCGACACUUGAUAACAGUUGAUCUUCAGCUACGGAGAACCUUAAAGGAAUGUGUCGAAGAGAUAAAGCCCGCGGAUCCUCCGUGGGCCUUACGGAUACUAAAACAAGUAAUAAGUGAGGGCGGAUCUUAA